Molecule: messenger RNA, 2835 nt
Organism: Plodia interpunctella (Indianmeal moth)
Lineage: Eukaryota; Metazoa; Arthropoda; Insecta; Lepidoptera; Pyralidae
Product: cytochrome P450 6B6-like
Exons: 3
Coding region: 135-1667 (510 amino acids)
Molecular function (GO): monooxygenase activity; iron ion binding; heme binding
Source: RefSeq, a predicted model, not a curated record
UGUGAAGUCAGUUCGAUCUGACAACCGCGAGCGACGCUUGUCUAUCCUAAAUUGUGUGAAGUGCUACAGAUAACGAGUUUUUGAACAGACUCAAACAUUUGUGCAUCGUAAUUUUCUAGUCGUAUUUUGUAAACAUGAUCACUGUAAUAGUAGCCGUCAUCGUGAUUUACGCGGUGUACCUAUUUGGUACUAGUACUUACAACUAUUGGCUUAACAAAGGCAUUAAACACUAUAAGCCAAUCCCGUUCUUCGGGAGCAACUUCCGAGUUGUUUCCGGGAAGAUGAGUAUUACAGAGAUGUUUACGGAAGCUUAUUGGAAAUACCCAAAUGAGAAAGCAGUCGGAUUGUACUUUGAAGGCCAAAGGCCGGUAUUGGUAGUAAGAGAUUUGGAAAUCGUGAAGCGCGUGCUGGUUACAGACUUUGCGAAUUUUUACUCCCGAGGUUUAAAUAUUAGGAAAGAUGCGAUCGAGCCAAUGGUAAAGAACUUAUUCUUUGUUGACGGUGAUUUGUGGAAGUUGUUGCGGCAGCGUAUGACGCCGGCUUUCACAAGCGGAAAACUGAAAGCGAUGUUUCCGCUGAUCGUAGAGCGCGCUGAAAAACUGCAGUCUCGAGCACUGAGCGCUGCAGCGGCCAACAAACCGAUAGAUGCGAGAGACCUGAUGGCGCGCUAUACUACAGACUUUAUUGGCGCGUGCGGUUUCGGCCUGGAUGCCGACUCGCUCAAUGAUGAAGAUUCCGCCUUUAGGAAACUCGGCGCUAAGAUAUUUAAACCUGACUUUGCAACAAUUGUAAAAAUGGUUCUAAAAACAGUACUUCCAGAUUUAUUCAAACACCUGAAAAUUCUCGGAAAAGUAGAAGUUGAAAUAAAUGCUCUCGUUCAUGAAAUUUUGACUCAGAGAAAUUAUGAGCCUUCGGGAAGAAAUGAUUUCAUUGACCUAUUAUUGGAAUGUAGAAAGAAAGGUUUGAUGGUCGGAGAGUCUAUCGAGAAGAGGAACGCUGAGGGUAUUCCUGAGAAGGUAUCUAUGGAACUGGACGAGGCGUUGAUUGCUGCUCAAGUGUUCGUGUUCUUCGCCGCUGGCUUCGAGACGUCCUCGUCUGCUACCAGCUACACAUUGCACCAACUCGCUUUCAAUCCUGAAGUGCAGAAGAAGGUACAAGAUGACGUAGAUCGAGUAUUAAUCAAGUAUAAUAACAAAUUGUGUUACGAUGCAAUAAAAGAAAUGACUUACUUGGAGUGCGCUUUCAAAGAGGGUAUGCGUAUCUUCCCGUCUCUGGGGUUCCUUCUCCGCGAGUGUACGGCAAAGAGCGAGAUCCCUGAAUUGGGCAUCUUCCUGGACGAAGGUAUCCGAGUAGCGAUCCCGCUGCAGGCCAUCCAGACCGACCCUCAGUACUUCGACAACCCGAAGGAGUACAGACCGGAGCGGUUUAUGGAAGAUACCAAUGGCAACAAGUUUGAAUACAUUCCUUUUGGGGCCGGACCGCGAACAUGCAUUGGCGAGCGGCUAGGUCUCAUGCAGUCGCUGGCCGGGCUGGCGGCGGUGAUGGCCAGGUUCACAGUGAAGCCAGCGCCCACCACGCAGCGCUGGCCGGCCGUGGACCCCCGCGGCGGCAUCGUGCAGGUCGUCAAGGAUGGCCUCCCGCUCAUGUUCGAGGAGAGGGUCAAAUGAUUGCCUGUUUUUUUAUACAAGACCAGUACCAAAGCGGUUUAGCUGUAAGAGCGGAACAGACAGACAGACAGUUAUUAUAUAUUAAGUGUGGAUUAAAAAUUAAAAUACUUUAUAAAAGUGUGCAAUAUUAACAAAUAAAUAAGUGCAUUGAUCUAUGUCCACUAAAUAAGUAGUAGGUACCUACAAAGUGCGAAAACUUAGCAAACUGAUAUAAGAUUAUGAGUGAGGAACUCUUUGGACUUUCUAAAGUUUUCAGGUCAGUUGUAGCGUAGAUUGUGCUUGUGUUUUGUUGUGAUUUCAUUUAUUAUUUAUCGUUUGACUUGCUGCGGUCGAUAUGUGUAGGUAUUUCACGAAAAUCCGCUUUCCGAUAGAGGCGGUAUGAAAUACAUUAAAUCUUUUGCAUUUACAGUAAAGUGUGAUUAGGUAUUGUGUUUUCUUCGUCUUAAAUAAAAUCCAGUCAUUAUUAUAUCUGUUAGCAUAAUAAUUGUGAUACUUUACAUUACCCAUUUCUUUACGUUUCAGUACAGUCAACCGCGCGUGAAUUUAAAAAGUAAAUUUGUGCCGAUUUGUUGAAAAACGACGUGCCGUUGACUGUACUAUAUUGUUUAAAUAUAACACGAGAUCUACCUCUCUACAUUCCACAACAAAAUAUAAGAGGCGCUUUGCUAGUAUGCUAGUAUUACCUUUCUGUAAUCUGUUGCAUAGGAAGCCUCUGGCGACCUUCAACUGGAACUUAGCUGCCGUAUGACGGUCGCAACGCAGAACUGCCUGCCUACCAUCAACAUUUACAGAACGAUUCCAAUGCAACUCAGUUCAAAUUAGGAACCUAAAAUUGAGUCGAUGGUACGAAUUUGCGAUGCAGUUCAGUUUAGGUCGUGAAGCGGAUCACGUAAGCCCCUGUUUGAGCAACUUCCUUUUAAUUUCUAACGUAAAAAGGGGUUUGUGAUUAUAUUUUCCUUGUUACAUAGUAUAGUAAAAGUACCUAUCGUAGUUUUAGAUAUAAUAUUUUUGUAUAUAUAUGUUCUUGCUUUUGUAAAUAAAUAUUUUAAACAUUCGCGUAAAUGUUUGUAUGUGCCAUGUGUGUGUGCAAGAAAAGCAAUCAGAAAACCUUUUUUUUUGUUUUUUAGCAUUUGUGAUAUUAUUUUGUUAAUAAAACAACAUCAUAAAA